AUGGGGUUGUUCACGAAGAAGACAACAAGCCCGGCGUCAGCCACUCUCGAGCCGACCAAUCCAAACAAUGUCAAGUCUGAAGAUACCACUGCCGUACCCAGCCAGAAUGUGUCGGACACGGAUUCAUUGGAGAAGAGUAGAGAUGUAGAGACAACUGUCGUGGAUGAAAAGGGUUCCGAGACCCAACAGGGGAUGGGAGACGCUGCCAGGGGGACAAACCCAACCGCCAUCCCUUCCGAGGGCACACCGUAUCACCCAUCGGAGACUGGGGGAAAGACUCAAGAGGACGUACAGGUCCAGAGUGACGCAAAGAGCACGACUUCCGCGAGUGUCGUUGUCCCUGCGGGUGUGAGCGCGGAAGAUGAAGAUGAGAUAGUCUAUCCUGGAGGACUGAAACUGGGACUGAUCACACUGGCCCUUUGCUUGUCGGUGUUCUUGGUCGCGCUCGACAAUACCAUUAUUGCGACGGCCAUUCCCAAGAUUACAGAUCACUUUAAUUCACUAGGUGAUGUCGGUUGGUAUGGGUCGAGUUAUCUGCUCACUACUUGUGCCUUGCAGUUGUUCUUUGGAAAGCUCUACACCUUUUACUCCAUCAAGACGGUAUAUCUCGUCUCCAUCGUCAUCUUUGAGGUUGGAUCGGCCGUUUGUGGUGGUGCUCCAACCUCUGAUGCGCUUAUUGUUGGUCGUGCGAUAGCCGGAGUCGGAUCCGCAGGGAUUUUCAGUGGUGCGUUGGUUAUCAUCGCAUACACUGUCCCGCUUGUGAAACGACCAAUCUAUACUGGUGUUAUCGGAGCCAUGUAUGGAAUCGCUUCGAUUGCUGGUCCGUUACUGGGUGGCGCCUUUACUGACGGGCCAGGUUGGCGGUGGUGCUUUUAUAUCAACCUCCCCCUUGGAGGUAUAACCCUGGUCGUCAUCUUCUUUUUCUUCCACUCCCCCGUCCGCAAGGCAGAGAAGAAAGUACCAUGGCGAGAACGCGCGCACCAACUCGACCUGGUCGGCACUGCUCUCUUCAUCGUCGACAUUGUCGUCUGCUUGCUGGCUUUACAGUGGGGCGGCUCCAAGUACCCUUGGUCCAACUGGCGGAUCAUCCUAUGUCUCACGCUGUUUGGUGUCCUAACCAUUGUCUUCAUCAUCCACCAAUACUUUAUGAAGGAAUUCGGUACCAUCCCUUUCAACAUCAUCACACAACGAAGCGUGGCAUCUGCUGCUUGGUUCGCGUUUGCCCUCGGUGCGGCAUUCUUCGUCUUGAUCUAUUGGGUGCCGAUCUGGUUCCAAGCCAUCAAGGGUGCAUCUGCGUUCAAGUCUGGAAUCAUGUGCUUACCCAUGGUGCUGGCACUCGUGAUCGCGAACAUCCUCACUGGAGUGGGCACGACCACGAUUGGAUACUACACUCCAUUCUACUAUGGGAGUGUGGUGCUCUCUACGAUCGGCGCCGGUCUUUUGACAACCUUUGAAACCACCACCGGCCACGAGAAGUGGAUUGGAUACCAGAUCAUAUACGGCUUUGGGGUUGGACUAGGCAUGCAACAAGCUCUCAUCACCGUCCAGGCUGUUCUGCCCCUGAAGGAUGUGCCCACGGGCACCGCGAUGGUCAUGUUUAUGCAGACCUUCGGCGGCGCUUUAUUUGUGUCGGUCGCCCAAAACAUCUUCAACAACCGCCUCAUGUCGGAAAUCCCCAAACAGGCUCCCGGGAUCAACCCUGCCAUUAUCUUGCACGUGGGGGCGACGAGUCUGAAGAAUGAGAUUCCAAAAGCGGCCCUGCACGGUGUCCAGACGGCGUACAAUACCUCGCUGACGCAGACGUGGUAUAUUGCCGUAGCCAUGACGUGUCUGCAGAUCAUUGGGGCUGUGUUUGUUGAGUGGAAGAGCGUCAAGGGCAUGAAGCCUGGUGGCGUGGCUGCCUAG
Messenger RNA from Fonsecaea multimorphosa CBS 102226, 1905 nucleotides. RefSeq lists its product as uncharacterized. The record is from RefSeq and is a predicted model, not a curated record. The coding region runs from base 1 to 1905 and encodes 634 amino acids. The transcript has 3 exons. NCBI's taxonomy places the organism in Eukaryota, Fungi, Ascomycota, Eurotiomycetes, Chaetothyriales, Herpotrichiellaceae. Gene Ontology annotation, biological process: transmembrane transport. Gene Ontology annotation, molecular function: transmembrane transporter activity.